GCUUCUGAAUUUGGCACGAGAAGGACAACAUCAAAUGAAAGCAGUGAGCCCUGUGAAAAGAAGACUAAGGUACAACAAAUUACUCUAGAAGACAUCUGUAAUCCACUGAAGACUCAGGAUAAAAAACCUCAGAAGUGUGAAAAGCCCCGUAUAUGUUUGCAAACUCUAGACAGACUGAGAGAAUUCUGCAGUGAUUCGGACCAGCAAUGUAACAGAGACCAGGAGGAUAGUUUUCAAAAGAGAGAAUCUCUGAGUUUGGAAAAAUGUCCAAGUAUUAUUGGAAAAAGUUCAGAACUGAAAAGCCCUCCUCAGUCCUGGGACACUAGCCCAAAGGUUGCUCAGAAGGAGGAGUUACGCUGUCACCUUAGUCAGUUUUCUGCAUCUUUUAAGUCAUAUGAAAAUACUCAGAAUACUUCAGAUACAACUCUUAAUAAGAGAACCAAAAGCAUUUACACUCCACUAGAACUUCAGUUCCUAGAAAUGAAGAAACAGUAUAAAGAUGCUGUUUUAUGCGUGGAAUGUGGCUACAAAUACCGCUUCUUUGGAGAAGAUGCAGAGAUUGCAGCUAAAGAACUAAACAUUUAUUGUCAUCAGGAUCAUAACUUUAUGACUGCCAGUAUACCGAGUCACAGACUGUUUGUCCAUGUGCGGAGACUUGUAGCAAAAGGAUAUAAGGUUGGAGUAAUAAAACAAAUGGAAACUGCAGCACUGAAGGCUGCUGGAGAAAAUAAAAGCUCUCUCUUCAGCCGGAAACUUACUGCUCUCUACACUAAGUCUACGCUUAUUGGAGAAGAUGUGAACCCUUUGCUGAAGCUAGAUGAUUCUCUAGAUGUUGAAGAUGUAACAACAGAUGUCCCUGAUAACUACCUCCUCUGUAUCUGUGAAAAUGGAGAAAACUUGAAAGGCAGAAAGAAAGGUGACAUUGUUAUAGGCAUCAUGGCAAUCCAACCAACUACUGGAGAAGUGAUUUUUGACAGUUUUCAGGACUGUGCAUCUCGCUCAGAAUUAGAGAGUCGGGUUUUGCGCCUGCAGCCAGUUGAAAUAAUACUUCCAUCUAGCUUAUCAGAUCAAUCUGAAAAGCUCAUCAGCAGUAUAACCUCCAUGAGGUUACGGGAUGACAGAAUCAGGAUAGAAAGGAUGGAAAAUCUCCAUUUUGAAUACAGCCAUGCUUUCCAGCUCAUCACUGAUUUUUACACAAAAGAAGUGCCUGCUACUACAGGUCCUCAAAAACUAUCUGUAAUACUAAGCUUGGAUAAGCCUGUUAUUUGCUCUCUGGCAGCAGUAGUUACAUACCUCAAAGAAUUUAAUUUGGAAAAGAUGCUUUACAAUCCAAGCAAUUUCAAACAGUUGUCAAGUGAAACUGAAUAUAUGACAAUUAAUGGGACAACAAUGAAAAAUCUUGAAAUUAUACAGAAUCAGACUGAUAUGAAAACAAAAGGAAGCCUACUCUGGGUCUUGGAUCAUACUAAAACUUCCUUUGGGCGUCGAAGAUUGAAGAAAUGGGUAACCCAGCCCCUCAUGAAAUGCAG
Nestor notabilis (Kea) is the source of this 1529-nucleotide messenger RNA. Its product is annotated as DNA mismatch repair protein Msh3-like. The transcript has 11 exons. Gene Ontology annotation, cellular component: nucleus. Gene Ontology annotation, biological process: mismatch repair; mitotic recombination; somatic recombination of immunoglobulin gene segments. Lineage: Eukaryota; Metazoa; Chordata; Aves; Psittaciformes; Psittacidae. The record is from RefSeq and is a predicted model, not a curated record. The annotation marks the transcript as partial. Gene Ontology annotation, molecular function: mismatched DNA binding; ATP binding; ATP-dependent DNA damage sensor activity.